CCGAUUCAACAAACGCGGGAAUACAAUAGUUAAAAAUUUUCCCAAAGUAAUGUAAUUGGAAUGCUGUUUAUAUCUCUACUCUUGGCAAAAUUGGUCAUUAAUAUCAAAAACACUAUAUUUUAUUAUCUGUGCAUUUAAUUUUUGCUUUGUUAUGUCGACAAGGGGCGUGAAGUUUCUCUUUUCUGUUGGCGAAUUCGUGCUAUGUUUUGAACCAGAUCCCACGAAAGCUCGGGUUUUGUAUGAUGCAAAGAUUUUAGACACGACUUCCUCUAAAGAUUUAGCUGGCACCAAGAUUCCUGCAUACCAUGUACAUUUUCAGGGUUGGAAUAACAGUUGGGAUCGUAUUGUUCCAGAAACAUAUGUUUUGAAAAAUACAGAAGAAAACAGACAGUUGAUGAAAAAGUUAGCUGACACCACCAAGAAGUAUCGGAUAAACAGUGCACGUAAUAGGAGGAUUGACAGAAUUCUCAGGAAGGCUUUUCGAGGGAAACCACCUUUGUUUGAAGAUGAUGGAGACAGUCCAUACGAGGAUGAUGAUUACAUUAGCUCAGAGAGUGAGAAUGAGAAAACAGAGGAGGAGGAAAAGAAAGAUGAAACAGAAAACAAUGAAUUCAUUGAACAAAUACAGAAUGGUUCCAUCCAGGAACCUGAUUGUCAGAGUACCAACAGUAGUGAGGAUGAUGGGAGUAACUAUAGUAACAAGUCUGAGGACAAAAAGAGAAAGGUUAAUGUGGACAUAGAGCUUCCUCCACUGCUAAAAGAAGAGUUGGAAAAGGACUAUAUAGCUAUAUGCAAGCAGGAUAUGGUUUUAAAUUUACCAGCACAGCCAAAUAUCAUAUCAAUAUUGGAGGAAUUUGUCAAAUCUUUUUGUGUGAAUGUGCUGUUCAGUAAUACAGCUAAGAGCAGUGUUCUCAACAAAGAGGGUUCAACUACCGUACCUGUGGAAAGAAAUAUUCCCCUGUGUAAGGAGAUGGUAGAUGGACUUCGUCUUUGUUUUGAUUACACUCUCCCCCUCAUCCUUCUGUACACCUCUGAGAGAACACAGCUUGAUAGACUGAUUGCCUCACAGAAACAAAAGUCCCAUAGCACCGAUGGUCCCACAACAAACUCACCUCCUCCCAAAAAGUCUCCUAUGAAACGAAAACACAAUUUAAGAACAAGUCAGGCAUCCUCAUCCAAUGGAAAUGUGUCUCCUAAGAUUCCAAAACUAUCCCCUGAAAUUUUCAAAGACAAGAUUGAAUUUGAAAUAUCGGAGCAGGAAGAGCUAGCUCCCAGAAGAUUAACGAGACAGUCAGCAAUAGAAAAUGCUAGAAAAAUCACAGACUCUAAACAGGGGCAGUAUGAACACUCCACAGGAUCAGAGGAGACCGACAAAGAAGAACAAAAAGUAGAGGGCUCUCGAAAGAAGGAAACUCGUAGAAGUCGUAGGCUCAGCUCAAGUCACCCAAUGUGUUCGACAACUGUGAAAACUGAGCCCCCAGACUCGGGGACAGAGGCUCACUCUUCUCGUGAUCCUGAGGACGCACCCCCGCCCCUCCUGGUCCCCAACACGGUCACCACGUCUCAGAAGCCAUCAGACAACGCCAGUCAGGGCAGCAAGGCCAGCAGCGCGGCGUCAUCCGAGUCCUGUAAAGAAGACAUUCUGGAUAGGAUUCUGUCCUGGCAGCUCCUGCCCCCAGAGAAAUUACAGGCUAACCCCACAGCACCCUCCCUCCUGUAUGGAGCACACCAUCUCUUGCGGCUCUUUGUAAAACUUCCUGACCUGAUCACCAGUAUGAGUAUGGAGGACCACAAAGUCAAGGCUCUGCUCUCCCUCCUUCACUGCUUCCUGGAGUAUGAAAUGGCACUUGCAGAAAAUCUUAACCGUGCAAUUAUAAGCGGAGAUCUUCCGCAAGUACAGAAACUGGUUAAAGAAGGUGCAGCAAUGGAUUUCCUAUUGGGUAUGCGUGGAACAGCAUUGUGUGCUGCUCUGUCAGCAAACCAAAGCAGCAUCGCCCAAUUCCUCAUCGAAGCGGGCUGUGGAGUUAAUGUAGAAGACUACGAUAAAGAGCCACCAAUUUUCCUGGCGAUCAGCAAGAAAUGUUUCGACGUGGUACACAAACUGACGCAGCAUCCCAAAUGUAACCUAAACAAGUACGACCCACUUACCAACGUAUCACCACUAGCUCUUGCCGUCAAAAACAACCACCAAAAUGUCAUCAGGUGGUUCAUACAGGCUGGGGCGGAUCUCAAUGUGACGGACCACGCUGACAAUACUGCUUUACAUAUUGCAAUAUGUGAUCGGAAUUACGAAGUGAUGAAAAUGUUAGUUAAAGGUGGCUGUGAUUUGUUGAAGAAUGACUCGAAUGGCAGGUACGGUGCGUCACCCAAUGAAACCGACGACAACUUAACGGAAUCCCCUCUUCUCGCAGCUAUAUACGCCAUGUCCUCCCACGUCGGUCAGAUUGAGAGUACUACAGUGUCAUGGCUGUUACAGGCAGGGGCUAACCCCAAUGCUUGUGGUAAAUUGACGUCAUCAGCUUCUGUAUAUUCUUACAUUGAGACUCCCGUAAUGCUCGCAUGUCGUUUAAAUAAUGUUGAAGCCCUUGACAUUCUACUAUCUCAUGGUGCAAAAAUGGAUAUAAGAAACGAUGAAAUUGGACAUGUCAGCAGAAAGAGUCUUCUCUCUAUUUCUUUUUCACACAAUGCCAUUGAAACUGCACGUUUUCUCAUCAAUGGAUGCGGUGUAUUGGAUGCCAAAGAUAACGUCAGUAAUUCGGAACCAGAUGAAAACUUACUGAUGGCUCUAGGAGACAUGUAUCACCCAGAAGUAGAAGAGUUUGCUAAAGCUGUGAUUACCAAUGAUAAUCCGGGUGAAUCAGACCUACAGGAAUCUCUUAUCAAUUCUAUUAUGAAAAACAACAUCCAUCUUGCUGUUGCCUUGUUACAGCAUGGAGUGGACGCCAAUAACGUGAACUCAGAUGGCUACUGUGCCAUUCAUCACUGUGUCAAAUUCGCAAAUAAAGACUUUUUACUGAAACUUCUGCAAAACGGGUCUGAUAUCAAUAUAACAACCGCUGAUGGACUGAGCCCUUUAGAAAUGUGUUUGGAAUAUUUUGACGAAGACCACUUGGACAUGACGUAUUUUCUGAUUGAGGCAGGAUGUGUUAUUCCAAAUAAGUUUCAACUUUAUCCCGAGGAUGAGAGUGACGACAGUGAAUCUGAAUCAGAUGAGGAGUGUGAUACGUUUUUCGAUGACGCUGAUUAUCCUGCAGCCUUCAUGGAGGACAAGCACCUGCGAACUAUUGUGACGUCAUUGCAGAAUCACCCGCAGCCACUUCUACAGCGAUGUCUCCACGUGUUACGCAUGCACUUUGCGCACAACCACCUGCCAUUUAUUUCCAUGAGACGACUUCCAUUACCUAGAAAACUUUUAGAUAUGCUUAUGUUUGAAACUUUCCAAAAGAGUUUUAGAAUUUCUUAGAUUUUGGUUGCUUUUUGCUGUGUUCUAUUUAAGAUAUUUUUUAUUACAAUAAAGAGUGUUGUUUUAAAGGUUA
Messenger RNA from Saccostrea cuccullata (small rock oyster), 3536 nucleotides. RefSeq lists its product as uncharacterized. Gene Ontology annotation, cellular component: MSL complex; nucleus; NuA4 histone acetyltransferase complex. Lineage: Eukaryota; Metazoa; Mollusca; Bivalvia; Ostreida; Ostreidae. The record is from RefSeq and is a predicted model, not a curated record. Gene Ontology annotation, molecular function: protein binding. The coding region runs from base 152 to 3463 and encodes 1103 amino acids. Gene Ontology annotation, biological process: chromatin organization; regulation of DNA-templated transcription. The transcript has 12 exons.